Molecule: messenger RNA, 1821 nt
Organism: Plasmopara halstedii
Lineage: Eukaryota; Oomycota; Peronosporomycetes; Peronosporales; Peronosporaceae
Exons: 1
Coding region: 857-1039 (60 amino acids)
Source: RefSeq, a predicted model, not a curated record
CUUGAAGUGAAGUAAGUGUUUUAGACUACAAGUGGUCGUAGAAGCCACGAUGGGCGAGGCGCAAAUGGUGGGCGUCGACGAUCAAUGGCAAUGGCAUAAAGAACGGUGGAAGCAAGAACAAAAACCAGUCCAUGAAGCAGUUCCAAGAGCAAUGGCAUUCAAAUAAUUUGUAAGCGUCAGAAGAAUGAUGAUGGUGGAAAAGAAUUUUCUUAGCCACCUGGUAUCAGCGUCGGCUUGGUUAUUGAACAGUUGAGCUAGUUCUCACUUGACCGACGCUCUUGGAGUCUUCAUUUGUCAUCGUCAGCUCAAUCGUUCUAUCCUAUUACUAUCUCCCAGCUGUCUGUGUUGUAGCCCUUUGUUUUUGGGUGAAAGAGAUCAGACGUGUGAAAAGGGUUGACGUGUAAUACGUUCUGUUGCUGGAUAGAAUGUUGGUGUCUUGCUCAGCAUUGGCGGCACAUGCUUUGACUGUCAAUUUAGUAAAGUUUCAGUAGUGCUGUUGGUGAGUGGAGGUGUUGUUGCAACGAUCCCAAAGGCCGGAAACUUAUCCGUGCGGAGCGUAAACCACAUGGCUAUGAAUGUGGUUAAAGUUGCCAGCUCAGCAACCCAAUCCAAACAUGUGCUUCGACACGCAAGCCUCACUCGCAUAUCACAACAACUCGGUGUCCAAGCUGAUAAAUGGUGUUCCAGCGCUUGAACAAACGAGACAUUUACGAUCGCUGUGGAUGGAAAGAUGUCAAUGAGUUCGUGUUAAUAUCGUGAUGGAGCGAGGUGAAAAUGUAUAAGCCUUUUGAUAUUGUCUAUAGUGGUCUCAUGAGUCCAUGAAGACAAAGUCAAAAAUCUGCUUUCACGUUCAUUGAUGAACUCACCGACUUUGCGGUGUUCUUUAAGUGCUUGCGUCAAAUUUCAAGCUUUGCAAUGCAAGGCUCUUGUUGAGACGCAGUAUGGCUUUGAGUCAGAUGCAUCAGGUCCGAUAGCGGUGGCAAGCUCACCAGCAAGACGUUCAACAAAAUCUGUGCCUAGCGUAGUAUUGUGUACCUAACAUCCACUUCCUGCUCUUUACAAUAGAACGGGAUCGCAGAGCGAAUGAAUCGCGCUUCGAGUGUAUCAACGCAUGUAUGUAUUUACUACAUGUAAAUGGAUUCAGAGGGUGGAAAGGUGUGACGAUGGCGAUUGCACGUGUAUUCAUACGCAUUCCCAUUCCCGCUAGGUCGGAUUUAAGUACUCAAGCAAGCUCUUGAUCACGUAGGUUUGGUUGGUUUGAAGGAUCCGUGCACGUCGACUAAAGAUCAAAAUUGAAAGCUAUGGCGCAUUGUUGAAAAUUCCUUGAAAAUACUGGAGGAUUUAAGUCUUCGUGUCUGAGACCAUGAUGAUGACCUCUUGUUGACGACGCGUAGUGUGGCUCUCGAUAAGCGACCCCCUGCUCAGUAUUACCGACGGAAUGGAGAAUGACUUAUGACGACGUGGCGUAGAUGACAAUCCAAGCACACUAAGUCCGCAGGAUCCAGAGUCAUCGGGUAUUGAGAAGUCUCAAGCCCGAGGUGGCAAUGAUGACGAGGAUAUAGAUAUGAGCCACGAUACAUCCUCGUCUGGGGAUGUGCUUGUCACUUCAGUUCUGAACACGCUACAAUUGAAUCGCAACACUGUGGUGUCUGUAUAACGGGACCAAGCUACUGUCUUUCCGAGUUUGGAAACGAAAGCAAUUCCACGUUUUACGUUCCUGUUCAUACUCAUCUUCUCAGCUGAAACGGUCCAGUAGCCUUAUUGUCGUCUUUGACUGUGGGUGUAGAUCGGCAUGUGCUCUGUAACGAGUCAGCACAGCCA